This is a messenger RNA of Ruditapes philippinarum (Manila clam), 2704 nucleotides long. RefSeq lists its product as uncharacterized. The coding region runs from base 260 to 1894 and encodes 544 amino acids. Lineage: Eukaryota; Metazoa; Mollusca; Bivalvia; Venerida; Veneridae. The transcript has 2 exons. The record is from RefSeq and is a predicted model, not a curated record.
UACUUUAUAGUUGACAUGAUUAAGGCCGUGUUGAUUAUAGCAAUGUUUGACUACAGCUAGAAUUUGUAUAGAUUGUUGAGAUUCGGAAAAUAAACAGAAAACUUACGAAGCAGAUAAAAACCAGUUGCUUUCUUAACGGCGGCCCAUGGGAUCGUUCAGUGAUAGCAGACGAUGGAAUAUUUAUUUCUGAAAGAAAGCAGGGCUACUUUAACCGACCUGUGAAACGUAAAUUGGAAUUAUUAAAAUAUUAUAAAUAAAAAUGUCUACAGUGCAGACGUGGACACUAUGGCAACGUAUGCCGCCCAGGUACCAGCUCACUACACACACUUACGACAAUGACACCGAUGAAUUUUCGGUUAUCGGUAACGCAACCGAUAGAACACUGAGUCCUCGACCUCGACCGGCCUCAAGACCAGUUUCGAGCAGUCGCCGACCAAGUCGACCUGAAUCCCGGACGUUUCCGCAAAGAGAGACGUUAAGAGAAAAUUUUAUGUUGUCUUCUAACGACCGGGAUCAAGUUCAAGCGGAAGUUUCCAAAGCGUUAAAGCAGCAGACAUCUAAAAGCUUUUCUUUUCCAAAGAGGAAUUCCGAUUAUGUAAACACAUUUCAAAAACAACGUCGGGUAAAUUCUGCUCGUCGGCGAUUAGCGGAAACCCCGCCGUCGCCUAACGUUUCUGCGUCACAGCAGUCACCGGAUAUUUCGUCAUCGCAACGUGCUCAUACUGCUCCGGUAUUUCCGGUGACGAAUCUUGAAGUACAGAAAGAAAAACAAUCAAAAUUUAGUGGAAUAGACCCGUCAAAUGCAAAGCCAUUACGUGUAAAUGUAAAUGUAAAAUCAAAGUCUGUAAGUGAACCAAGCAAAGUUGAUAUCUUUCAAUUUGACGAUUCAAGGUCAUUAACAAGCGCCCCAAGCCCUGUAUACAAAUCACGAAACUCUGAAACAAAACCUAAAAAAUACGUAGUUCAGGAUACAAACCGUGCCACAGUAUAUAUAGAUAGUGGAAAAGUAAUGUAUUUUGGAAAAUCGAGACACGAUUUAAGUCAGUUGCUUAAAACCCAGUCAUUACGUGCGGACAGAAAUACUUGUUUCCUUGCUGAAAUACGCCGUGACUAUUUAAAGCACCCGAAAUAUGAUAAUGGUCGGAACUCUUCAAGCAAAGUAACGGAAAAUGACCCAAGACGCAUUGCAAAUGAAAGAGUUGAUUAUAAUAGGCGAGUAGAACACAUCCUUAAUUAUUAUGACGAAAAUGGAAACAUCACACAGCCACCGCAACCACGCCCUACCUCCGGACAAAGACUUAAGUCACCCAAGGGUGCUCGUGUAAAGGGAUUGUCAUUAACCCCAUCGGCUCCAUCCCGUCCCCCGUCAAGGUCGCCCUCACCAGACCCUUUAGAUGGUAACGGUGACUUCAUUCGAUUAAACAGACGGCUUAAACUCCACGAACGUCAGUUUUAUCUACGCACGCCGGGUAUGCAACAUGGGAACGCCGUGGGCGACAUGGAUAAAUGCCGUUGUAGCAUGUGCCGCAUGGAGCUUCAACUCGCCCUUGUUACUGGAUUCACGGCUCAUGCUGGAAUUAACGCAGCUGGAAGCGGGCGAACUGCAAGUUCAGAACAAAUCGAAAAUGGGAAUAACUUUGAAUCACAACUAGGUUUAAAAGAAGGACCAAAAGAAAUAAAUCAGUCAAAUAAAAAGAAUGGCACCUUUAAGGAUAAUUCCCAUAAAGUAUCUUUUCAACAUCCGGAAGUUGAUUUAGUCGCGCAAGCGCAAGAGACUAGAUUUAUUAGCUGUAAACUUCCGGGUGUAGAUGAGGUGACUGCAAGUGAAUCUGGUUUUGAAAGUUCACGGACUCAUGACGUCGUUUCUACAGGACCGGACGACAUCGAUUCUUGACCAAGAUUCGAGCUCAAACUUUCAGAGUACAUGCAGAAUCUCAUAAUCGUGGGGAGAAAAUAACGUCGACCAUAUAUAUAAUUGUUUGAAAAAGAAUCAUUUACAAAACACGAGUUUUCUCAGGGGUGCAGCAAGGCCUCUUAAUAAGAAAAUACAACCUACGUUACUACGACCUACUACCUACGAGGACUAACAGAGUAGAGUACAUGAAAAAAUUCCUAUACAUGUAUUUUAAUACACUUUAAUAUAUAUCAAGGUUCAAUUAUAACGGAACAUGGAUAACAGACGUAAUCUGCUGCGAACUUAUUUUACGUACUGGAGUUUAUUUUCCCCAUAUGUUUUUACAAGAUUCAACGAAGGGUCAUUGGAAACUGUGAAGCUGGCCAUAAAUCUUGCAACGGCGACAAGAACAUGUAGUGUUUACGUGUAUAUUUUGACCGACGCUGUUUUAGAAAAAUGAAAAAGUUCCAUGUAGACUUCAUUGAAGCAUGCAUAGUUCGAUGUUCUUGCCUUUCAGUGCCGUACAGUGAUGCUUUGUGUAAACUUUUCUUCGUCAACCAGCAUCAUAAUGAACAAAAAUAGAAACGAAAUUUCUAAAUUCUUAAAGUAUUACAUUCAAUAUAACAGACUAGAUUUGCUAGGUUUAGUGUCGCAACCGAUGCAAACUCUCGUCAUCAACAUAUAAGAAUGUCAAUUUUUCAUUGUCUUCCUCAUUUAAUUACAUAUGUAUCUACAUUUGAUAAAUUUAUCUUAAUUCCCAUUUCAUUUUAUAAAAUCUUUUGACCCACGUCAAUCGUUUAUAAAUACAUC